Messenger RNA from Schistosoma haematobium, 2175 nucleotides. Its product is annotated as Ubiquitin carboxyl-terminal hydrolase 21. The coding region runs from base 305 to 1183 and encodes 292 amino acids. NCBI's taxonomy places the organism in Eukaryota, Metazoa, Platyhelminthes, Trematoda, Strigeidida, Schistosomatidae. The record is from RefSeq and is a predicted model, not a curated record. The transcript has 5 exons.
AAGUGAUAAAUGAAUUUUACCCAUCUUAAUCAAAUAUGGCUCAUUGCCAUUAAGUUCUUGUUAUACUGCAUCAGUUUUCGCGUUAAGGGACUGCGGCUUUAUGGUUGAGCGUCUAUUUGGUUAGCUGCUUUUAAUAAACAUACUUUGUAUUUAUAUGGCAGAAGUAUAACGAUGAUUGUGUAUAUAUAUGUAUAUAUCUGUCGGAGUUUUACUCAAAGAAAUAGUAAUUUGUAUAUUGAAUCGAAUGAAACGAAGCAUCAUUUGUGAUAAGUAGUGAUAAAUUUUGAACCAAUAGUAACAACUGAUGAAUUGCAGCUGCUGUUCACAAACUCAAGUUGAAAAUAUUGGUCCUGCUGUGUCUGUACUCGAAGAAAACGUUGAAGAUGGCGAUAUAUUACAAGAAAUUGGAAAUGCUCAGUACACACUGGAGUUUCUUCGUCAAGUUAUUCAACAAUCAACUAGGGUUAUUGAUGAAGCACCUCCAGCCUAUGAAGAUUUUGAUAAAUAUCCUAGAUUAAGUAAAUAUCAGACCUCGUUUAAAAACUUAACUCCUGUUAAACCAUGUACACAACAACCUCGACAAUCUUCACAGCUUGAUUCUGAUCAGUUUGUGAACUCAUCAACAGUCUCAUGGAUAGAACCAUUUCCGAAACCACAAGGUGAUCCACCACCUGCCUUUUUCAACUGGCUUCGUAGUCGAUUUGGUUCUUUACGUCAAAGCAUUAUGAGUCGUUUAUCAAAUCAAAGUAACCAAUUACAAGGCUCUUCGGUCUUCAGCAUACAUACUGAUUCUAAUUCUCCAGUUUUAUCAACUAUCAAUAUUCCUAGACCAUUCAUUCAUCCGGAACCAUCAAACUCAGUGCCCCCUGCACAAUCAUCUGAGGCAGUAGAACCAAAGCCUUUGGAAUUAAAUGAUUCUAAAAUGACACGUUCGUCAUCAUCAUCAUCAUCAUUACAAUCCAGUGCAUCAUCAGUAGUUUGUGCAACUGAUGAACAGACUAUGAUAGGAGUAUCUACCAUAUCAUUAAAUUGUAACAGUAAUCAAAUACCAGAUUCUAGUUGUACAAAUGUACCUCAGAAAACUUUGAUAGUACGUGAUUUUGACAUAGAAGAAACGGAAUCACAAAAUGAUAGUUACGAUGUUGAUACUAACGAAAUCAAUCAGUCUACGACCCAUUCAUGAAUAAACUUUUAUUGAUCACAAAGUAUUAUCAACUAUGAAUAAAUUGUAUGAAUUAUUACAUAAUCCAGCAUAAUUAUACAUUGCGAUAUUUGCUAACGAGUAUUUCACUGCUCACAGUGUAAUCGUCAUGUAAAUAAUUAUAUCAAGUUAAUAUAUCUAUUUCCCAAUACGUUUACAUUCAAUAAUCGUUUACAAUUAUUAUUAUUAUUAUUAUUAUUAUUAUUAUUAUUAUUAUUAUAAUAUUUCAACAAUAUCAACUUUGAACAUUCAUCUUUUUCCUUCUCCUAUUGUAUCUAAUAUGGUCAUUGGUAUUGCUUCAUUUCCAAUUAUUACUUCCUUUCUUUGAUCUAAUUGUUUGUUAUUGUAAACCCUUCUUUUUGACAAUUUUCUUUUUUGCUACAUAUAUACUGGUUAACAACUGGUUAUUACCAUUAUUAUUAUUAUUAUCAUUAUUAUUAAAUGAUUGUUUGUUUGUUAUAUUUUACAAAUUACGUCUCUUGUUCACAAUUGAUUAUGUUUAUAGAACUUGUAUAGCUAAUACAAUGGAGUUUACCUGCAUACACAUCAAUUGACGAUCCUUUAACGGACAUAUAGAAAGUUCCAAAUGAUAUAAUAUAUAUAUUUAUAUGCCCACAAAUGUAUAAAAUGUUUUGCAUUUAGUAUAAUUUACUUUUUUUUAUGUAGAUAUAUGUUGUUUUAAUUCCACUGUAAACUUUACACUUAACAAUUGAACAUAAACGAAUAAUUGCCAUCAAUCUUAUAUAAUUUUGUUUGUAAUUUUCCAUGUGAUGUAGAAGGUAAUGCUUUGUGUUUUUAUCUAAAUAUUGUUUCUUCAUGAACAGGAAAGAAAAUUCGGUUUACUUUUGGUUCAUUCGUUUUACUUUGGGAUUUACCUAAUGUUUUUUCUCUAUUGUCUUGAUCGAGUUGGAAUAAAGUAAGAGGAUAGAUUAGGUUCAAAAUCAUUUCUCGUUAUCGUAUGCAACACUUCUUGU